Molecule: messenger RNA, 1150 nt
Organism: Monopterus albus (swamp eel)
Lineage: Eukaryota; Metazoa; Chordata; Actinopteri; Synbranchiformes; Synbranchidae
Exons: 6
Coding region: 1-1050 (349 amino acids)
Biological process (GO): cell surface receptor signaling pathway; immune response
Cellular component (GO): external side of plasma membrane
Molecular function (GO): transmembrane signaling receptor activity
Source: RefSeq, a predicted model, not a curated record
AUGUGGUCAUGUCCUGUAGCAGGUCGGGUCCAGGCAGCAGGCCUCUGCACCAGUGCCACCAGUCACCCGACUGCCUCGCCCACCUGCUUCCCACUGCCCAGUCACUUCCCCAGUCCACUGCAGAUACCAGCUGGUGUCCCCAUCCACCUGGCCAGGUGGUACAGGUGUCUCACUGUGGACUUCACUGCAUCUUACAGACGGUUUGUCCUGCCUGGUUCUGUCAGGCUGGAGGCCCAGUGGUUGUUGGACUGGGCUCCCAUAGCCUGCAGCGACGGUCCUGCCAACCGCUGCAGAUCAACCCCCACAGUUCAAACAGGAAGGAGGUUUAACUCUGCUGCUGUCACUUGUGUGAACAGCAGGAUGAAGCCAACACGUCUCCAGUGGCCGCUCUGCCUGAUCACAGUGCUCUGCUGCAGACUCACUCAAGCUCGUCUGACUGUGAGUCCCAGCAGCUCUCAGCUGUUUGAAGGAGGCUCAGUGUCUCUGAGCUGUGAGGAGGACGACAGCUCUGCUGGAUGGACGCUGAGGAGGAACACGACCAGAGACACCAGAGCUGAGUGUGGACCUGGGUGGGGAAGAUCAGUUGGUUCUUCCUGUAACAUCACGGGCAUUGACCCAAUGGACAGUGGUGUUUACUGGUGCCAGUCCACACAGGGAGCGACCAGUAACAGCAUCAACAUCACUGUCACUGGUGGAGCAGUGAUCCUGCAGAGUCCUGUCCUCCCUGUGAUGGAGGGACAUGAUGUCACUGUGCGCUGUGAAGCACGGAGCCCUCCCUCCAGCCUCCCAGCUGCUUUCUAUAAAGAUGGCUCCCUGAUCGGGGCGGAGCCUACAGGUCACAUGACCAUCCGCCGUGUUUCCAAGGCUGAUGAAGGCCUCUACACCUGUAACAUCAGUGGUCAUGGAGCGUCUCCACCCAGCUGGCUCUCUGUCACAGGAAACUACCUGCCCGUCUCCAUGGUGAUGGCCCCACCCAGCCAGGCUGAGCAGGGACUGGAUGGUGACUAUGAUGAUGUCAUGACUGCCGUCACCACCAAGCAUCACUUUUGACCUGACCUGGUCUCCAGGUUCAGUCAGUGCCGCUGCUCCACCUGUUUCCUCCUGAAGCUGACAUUUAGUCAGCCUAUGAAUAAAGUAUUCAUAUAAUGAG